Messenger RNA from Monosiga brevicollis MX1, 477 nucleotides. RefSeq lists its product as uncharacterized. The transcript is spliced from 5 exons. Gene Ontology annotation, molecular function: RNA binding. The record is from RefSeq and is a predicted model, not a curated record. NCBI's taxonomy places the organism in Eukaryota, Choanoflagellata, Craspedida, Salpingoecidae. The annotation marks the transcript as partial.
AAACUCUUUGUUGGUGGCAUUAGUUGGAACACCAAUGAAGAAUCGCUGACUGACUACUUUCAGCGCUAUGGCACCGUCAUCGAUGCCGUGGUCAUGCGCGACUCGGUGACCCAGCGUUCACGCGGUUUCGGUUUUGUCACCUUUGCGGAUCCCAAGUCAGUGACGGAUGUACUGAGCUCUGGGCCCCAUGUCGUCUGUGAUCGCGAGAUUGACCCAAAGCGAGCCAUUCCACGCUCGAGCAGUGAUCCGGCCUCCACGACCAUCAAAAAGCUCUUUCUGGGUGGAUUGGCCAGCAGCAUGAACGAAGACUCGAUCAAAAACUAUUUUGUACAGUUUGGUGAAAUCGAGGAUGCCUUGUGCCAACGCGACAGAGACACUGGCCGGCCACGGGGAUUCGGCUUUAUCACUUUCAAAACAGAAGAAGCUGCCGAAAGCGUGCUACGCCAACAAUACCACACAAUAGAUGGCAACCGAGUG